Aspergillus uvarum CBS 121591 is the source of this 1344-nucleotide messenger RNA. RefSeq lists its product as uncharacterized. The transcript has 2 exons. Bases 1 to 1344 code for a protein of 447 amino acids. Lineage: Eukaryota; Fungi; Ascomycota; Eurotiomycetes; Eurotiales; Aspergillaceae. Gene Ontology annotation, biological process: lipid metabolic process. The record is from RefSeq and is a predicted model, not a curated record. Gene Ontology annotation, molecular function: phosphoric diester hydrolase activity.
AUGCGGGGACUGGGUCUUAUCGCCGGCUUGAUUGUUGCACCUCGCGAUAAACGGGCCGAGGCAGCUCGUCCGCUGCUUGGCUCUUCUUCUUUCUCCUCCUCCGCCUCUUCUUCCUCCGUCACUCUUUAUCACAAUUCAUCCGUGCGACAGUUCCCAAAGCCCAGACUGCUGCUUCGCUGUCUGCUCUACCCGAUCGCCGGUUUCUUGAUCAUGCUAGGCAUUGUGCAAUUUAUCGCCAUCGCCUGCGGCAUAGUUAUCGCAUUCUUCCCCAGCGAAAUCGACCGUGCAACCGAGCGGUGGCAAUCGCACAGCACAACCCAGGCUAUCGACCUCUCCCACUGGCCCACCGAUGCCUCGCGUGACAUCAUCCCCGUUGCCUGCCACUCGCACAACGACUAUUGGCGUCCCGUGCCGUUAUUCUCCGCCAUCCAGGCCGGCUGCAUCGGCGUCGAGGCCGAUGUCUGGCUGUUCGACGAGGAGCUCUACGUGGGCCACACCACCUCCGCGCUGACUCCGAAACGCACCCUGCGCAGUCUGUACAUCGACCCGCUGCUCCGGGUCCUCGAGCAGCAGAACCCGCUCACCGAGUUCCACCCCCAACUCCAACGGCCCCUCCAGGGCGUCUUCGACACCGACCCCGCCCAGACCCUGGUGCUGCUGAUCGACAUCAAGACCGACGGCCAGGACACCUGGGACCAAGUCGCCGCCCAGCUGACUCCGCUGCGGGAGCGCGGCUACCUCACCUCCUUCAACGGCACCGCCCUCAUCCCUGGCCCGAUCACCGUCGUCGGCACGGGCAACACCCCCUUCAGCCUCGUCACCGCCAACACCACCUACCGGGACAUCUUCUUCGAUGCGCCGCUCAACCUACUCCCCGAAGACGGAGCCGCGGAGGGAGCCGCGGACGCCGCCCAAGUCUCGUCGCCAACUGAACCACCGCACGACCAGCUCCCGCAAGCCGUGAACACCGCCCGUGAUGACGCAACCGCCCUUCCGCCGGCGGAAAAUGUCGGUCAGGGCCUCUCGGGCGUCACGCCGAAGUCCGAAUCCUUCGACUGGACCAACAGCUACUACGCCUCGGUCUCCUUCAAGAAAUCCAUCGGCGCCCCCCGCGCCUUCCGGCUCUCGGACCAGCAGGUCGACCGCAUCCGCGCGCAGAUCCGCGCCGCUCACCGCCGCGGCCUCCGAGUCCGGUACUGGGGCCUGCCCAGCUGGCCGCGCAGCCUCCGCAACCACCUCUGGGCCGUCCUGCUGCAGGAGGGCGUCGAUAUCCUGAAUGUCGAUGAUCUGCAGAGCGCGACCCGGCAGGAUUGGCGGCCGAAGUUGUCCGAUUUGUGGAGUUAG